Messenger RNA from Coregonus clupeaformis (lake whitefish), 1918 nucleotides. Its product is annotated as stabilizer of axonemal microtubules 2. The coding region runs from base 272 to 1744 and encodes 490 amino acids. The record is from RefSeq and is a predicted model, not a curated record. Gene Ontology annotation, molecular function: microtubule binding. Gene Ontology annotation, cellular component: centriole; ciliary basal body; sperm flagellum. Gene Ontology annotation, biological process: microtubule anchoring. The transcript has 4 exons. Lineage: Eukaryota; Metazoa; Chordata; Actinopteri; Salmoniformes; Salmonidae.
CACUGCCGCGUCCAGUACUUCUCAUCGUCAUCAAAGACGCGUCUGUCUUCGCUCAGUGCUUCUAGCGCGCCAGAUAGAGGGAGAGUGAGUAAUCCACGGGCAUUUAUUUUUAGAAGCGCUGCUCUCCGUCACUACGCACUUCAUUUGUAGGCUCCUACAACACAAUCCAUGUUCUUCUGGUCAAUCAUUUAAAUGCUGUUUGGUAUGAUGGAUUGGAUCACAACGCCCGAGCGCACAGCGUAAAGAUGCGCAGGGAUAUUCCAUAAGGGCGAUGUUUCAAGCUAUAUCCAGAAUUUGGAGAUGCCCACCUUUGCCAAGGAGGAAGCACCACUGCUUACAAGGAUCCCAUCCAGAGGAGCCAUGUGUCCUGAUCCCAGGCUGCAUGGUCUCGGAAUACCAGGAAAAGUAUCCUGCCUACUGCAACACUGUCGUCCGGGCAGCCAAGAAGCCGAAGAAUGAGUACCAGCCAAUGGAAGGAAAGAUAUCCAACAUGACCACUUUCAGGUCAGACUACGUGGCCCAUGAAGUGACCCAGAGGCCACCAAAGGUCACCAAGUUGUAUGUGCCACCUGACGGGAGAAUGAGACACAGCAGCACCUAUGUCAGGGACUACCCAACUCACCCUGUUCAGAAGCACAUCGUCACCAAGGCAGAGGAGUACCAUCCGCCCACAGCAAAGAUGGUUGCCCAGUCUUUAUACAAAGAGGAUUUUCGAGCAUGGCACACCCAGAAAGUCCAACCCUACAGGACGUGUGACACCCUGAAGUUGAACGACAGCAAAUUUGAGGUGUCCACCACCUAUCAAGACGACUACUGCCAUAAGGGCCCAGCCCAGGCCAGGGAGAGCUUCAAACCAGCCCCCGACACCCCAGAGACCCUGCCCUUCGACGGCGCCACCAACUACCAGACGCAGUAUGUGUCCCACCCGGUCCAGCCCAGGCAGCCCAAGGAGAAGGCUGUCUACUGGCCCACCAGCGCCCCCCUUAAUGGGGUCUCCACCUACAGGCAGGACUACCGGGGCCUGCCGGCCAAGCCCGUCAAGCCCUUCAGGGCCAAGGUGGCUUGGGAGAGCAGCCCGGCAAUCUUCCAGGGGACCAGCGAGUUCCGUGAUCAGUACAAGGCCUGGCCCCUGCAGCCCAAGCACCGGCACCAGGCUGACGAGUACUGCCCACCUGAGGGCACUAUGGUCGGUCUGUCCACAGCUCACGCUGACUAUGUCGGCCACGAGUGCCAGCAGCGACCCCAGUCCGCCCGCCCCCCGGUCGAGGCAUGGACAAAGGAGGCCAGGGAACCCCUCCAGACCAGGUCCACCAUGAAGGAGGACUACCGUGCCUGGGACAUGGUGCGUCCCUCCCCCACGUUACACGCAGAUGAGCUAGAGAAACCCAAGGGGGCUUUCGCCAAGACCACCAACUUCCGCUCAGCAUACGCACCCAAGACGGCUCAGCGCGCCGCUAGCUUCAAGCCCACCCAGACACUGCUGAGCCCCCAGGCUAUGGAUGAAGACUCUGUCUAUCGCCCCACCUACAUGCCCAAGGAGGUCCCAUCUUGCCCAGCCUGGGAUGGCUGCCCUCCUGGCUUUGAGUACAGCUCCAUGGGUGCUGGAGGACACAGGCUGUACCGGACCAUCUCGAUACAGGAAACAGGGCUGAGUCAGCUGGCUGCAGCCACGAGCAAUAAGCCCUCUUACUCCCACAGCAGGAAGAGCUGCAGGGUCCCCAGACAAGCCAAGAGAGCGCCAUAGAGUCCCGACCACUGACCUGCACACACAAAGCUAGCUAGAGAAGUUUCUUAUUGUUCUAUUCAAAUAGAGCACCUUUGGUAUUUUUUAUAGUCACAUUAAAAAAACAGCAUAAUGCUAAUUGUGCAAUUGUUUUUUUAUACAAAAAAAUUCAUAAAAAUUCUUACUUGAACAUUA